Messenger RNA from Acyrthosiphon pisum (pea aphid), 552 nucleotides. RefSeq lists its product as uncharacterized. The record is from RefSeq and is a predicted model, not a curated record. Bases 122 to 502 code for a protein of 126 amino acids. The transcript is spliced from 3 exons. Lineage: Eukaryota; Metazoa; Arthropoda; Insecta; Hemiptera; Aphididae.
AUAACGAGACGUGCCGGUCGACUACUUACACUAUCAGCCAAAAUAUAUUAACUUAAGCAAUUACGUCAAACCUCCAUAACUACGGCACGAGUACGUUGAAAGUCGUCCUUCUACUAUAAAAAUGGCAAAGGACACUCUGCAAUCUUUUGAGUUUAACCGAACCGAACGAUUACGCAGAACGAUAUUCCUCGAAGACUCAUCUGAAGAUGAAUCUAUAGAAUAUACUAACAGGACAAAAACAAGGGAUAGUUGGAAUAAACCACUUGCCACUUUAAUAAAGCCAAAACCAAAAGUCAAAGUUGCAGGCCGUGUUGAUUCCCUACCUGUUUCUAUUAAGCCGGUUAAAACAGUUAAAAAAAAAAAACCCAUAGUAACCGACCGUACAGUUACAGUUAAUGUGCAGUCUAAUAUAAAACCGAAACAAGUGGAACCGGCUAUUAUUAAAACCGAAAAUAAGCAAUUGGCCAAUCAAACGUCAACAAAAUUCAAAAGACACGUAUAAAUUGAAUUUAAUAAUAUAAAAAAAAAUAAAGUGGAUUUGAAAUAUGAUAA